This is a messenger RNA of Sesamum indicum (sesame), 895 nucleotides long. RefSeq names its product thioredoxin H2. NCBI's taxonomy places the organism in Eukaryota, Viridiplantae, Streptophyta, Magnoliopsida, Lamiales, Pedaliaceae. Gene Ontology annotation, molecular function: protein-disulfide reductase activity. The record is from RefSeq and is a predicted model, not a curated record.
CAAGAAUUAGUAUAAAAAGCUAGCAAGCCUUAGCUCAGGCCAUAACAUAUAUUCCACAAGACUCAAGUAGGAAGGAAAAGAAGGACCUGUUUGGUUCGAGAGUUUGGGAAGAAGAAGAGAUGGGAGCUAAUUUUUCAUCUGCUUAUGAUGCCAAACGGUUGCCAACGCACACCAAUGAACCAGAACCAGUCAAGAAGGUUGAGGCCAGAGGAUUCCCAACGAUCACCAAUGAAUCAGCACCAGUGAAGAAGGUUGAGGCCAGAGGAUUCCCGAAAAUCACCAACGAAUCAACACCGGUGAAGAAGGGUCAGGUUAUUACGUUUCGCUCAUCAUCAAAGUGGAAGAUCCAUUUUGAAGCCUCAAAGCAGACUCCAAAACUGAUCGUCAUCGACUUCACAGCUUCUUGGUGCGGGCCUUGCCAGAUAAUUCAGCCUGCAAUCAAUGAGUUUGCUGAGAAGUACACAGAUGUAGAGUUUAUCAAGAUUGAUGUUGAUGAGUUGCAUGACGUAGCAGAGGAAUUUGGAGUUCAGGCAAUGCCAACUUUCAUACUGAUAAAGAAAGGGAAAGAAAUUGAUAAGGUUGUCGGGGCGAAGAAGGAUGACCUUCAGAAGAAGAUUGAGAAACACAGGUUCUGAGAAGGAUAAAAACCAGAUGGCCUUUGGUUUUAUGACAUUGGCAAGACCAGAGAAAUCAGCAAGCAGUUUGUUUGCGACUUAUGGUGUUAUUCUGUUUCUUACAUGAGGAGUAGUCAUGCUUGAGAAUGAAAAACUGUGCCAUGCAAUUGCAUCUCUCUACAGUCACUAGAGAACAGUUGCAACUAGUCGUAUGUGGUGCACUUAGAUGCGUGUUUACAGUUACUCGAAAUAAUAAAAGUCGUCUAUUUUUAGUCGUACAA